This is a messenger RNA of Frankliniella occidentalis (western flower thrips), 3460 nucleotides long. It is a transcript of the gene Baldspot, whose product is annotated as elongation of very long chain fatty acids protein 6. Gene Ontology annotation, molecular function: fatty acid elongase activity. NCBI's taxonomy places the organism in Eukaryota, Metazoa, Arthropoda, Insecta, Thysanoptera, Thripidae. Gene Ontology annotation, cellular component: endoplasmic reticulum membrane. The transcript has 2 exons. Gene Ontology annotation, biological process: fatty acid elongation, monounsaturated fatty acid; sphingolipid biosynthetic process; very long-chain fatty acid biosynthetic process. Bases 201 to 1073 code for a protein of 290 amino acids. The record is from RefSeq and is a predicted model, not a curated record.
CUCGCCCGCUCUCCGCUCCGCUCCGCCGAAACCGCUGUCAGUGGCCGGAGAAACGUGCCCGCGUCGCGUUGUCGCGUGCCGUACGGAGCGCUCUCUCGCUGGCGCUGGCCCUCACCUCACACCUCUGAGUCACACCACCCACCCGCCCGCCCCGUCUCGUUUGUAGGUUAGCCGCGCCACCGCGAACCCCGGAAGACAAGAUGAACAGUGGAUACCUUGAAGGGGGGGCCACCCCCAACUACUCGUACGUUUUCAACUUCGAAGAGGAGUUUGUCCAUCAAGAUACACGCGUGUGGAUGUCCAAGAACUGGACGUAUGGCUUCUACUACGUUGGGAUCUACAUGGUGCUCAUUUUCGGCGGCCAGUGGUACAUGCAGAGCCGACCGCGCUUCCAACUGACGGGCGUCCUUGCUGUAUGGAACACGGCGCUUGCCCUUUUCAGCAUAUGUGGCGCCACCCGCACAGCCCCCGAGCUGUUCCACGUCCUGAGAAACUACGGCCCGUACCACUCCAUCUGUGUACCCAGUUUCAUUGAGCAAGACCGUGUGUCUGGAUUCUGGACAUGGAUGUUUGUUCUGUCCAAACUCCCAGAAUUGGGCGACACAGUGUUUAUCGUCCUACGUAAGCAACCACUCAUCUUCCUCCAUUGGUACCAUCACAUCACAGUCUUAUUGUACUCAUGGUACUCCUACACUGAAUAUACAUCAUCGGCCCGUUGGUUCAUUGUUAUGAACUACUGUGUGCACUCUGUUAUGUACUCCUACUAUGCUCUGCGGUCUAUGAAGUACUUUCCUCCCCGCUGGUUUGCUAUGAUAAUUACAACUCUCCAGCUCAGCCAGAUGAUAGUUGGUUGUUGUGUUAACAUUUGGGCAUAUCAGUAUUUGAAGGCUGGUCAAGCAUGUCAUAAUUCUGUCUUUAAUAUUAAGCUUUCUAUUGCUAUGUACUUUAGUUACUUUGUGUUGUUUGCAAGGUUCUUCCAGAAGACUUAUUUGACCAGUGACAAAAAAUCAAAGGGAACUGAACGUAUCACAACCAAUGGUGUAACUCCAUCAUUGAAAGAAAAAUCACAUUAAGUUUCAAAAUUCAAAAGAUUUUUUUCAUUUAAUUCUUUUUUUUUUAAAUUGGACUAGGACAGGCUGGUUCUGUAAAGCCUCAAGAGUGAGUGAUGCAUCUAGCAUCAAGCAAACAAUCUAGUCACCACAGCUCAUUGAAACAACUACAAAUAGGGUGUAUAGGUUUACUAUGCUUAACAUCCAAUGUCUUUUUGUCCAAGGCUAUGAACUCAUUUCCUUCCUCACUUUAAACUGUCAGGUUCUGUUUGGCGGUCUAAAGAGUAACCCUGAAGUGGAGCUGUGGCUAGAAAGUGUCAGUGAGAUUUGGGAUGUAAAAUUACAUUAGCUUAAUAGAAAUAUUUUUUUCUGCCUGAAGCUUAAUUUUAGAUUUUGUAAGGUAUUUAUGGCUUAGGUCUCAGUAUGGAUUAAAGUACCUCUGUAACGGUACUGAAGAGGAGGUGUUUGCACCAAAAAGAUGUAGUGAUUAAUUGGUAGAUUUUUUUUUUCUUAAUCUAGAAGUCUGUAAUUUGUGUGCUUCACAUCCAAGGUAGCUUCUCGGUUUUGUUACUGUUAAUUUUCUGAAGGUUUUUCUUGAACCCCUCCGCUCCCCAGCCAGCCCCCACCCCCUAGCCCCUCCACCUUUCCAAGUACUAUCUUGCUAAGAUAUGUCUGCAUUUCUUGCCAAUAUCAUUGAAGGCUGUUAUGCAUUUGGUAGGUUAUUUUAAUACUUUCCUGCUUCCUUCAUGUGUACUAAAACUAUGGCAACCUCCAUUGGGGAAAAGAUAAUGUUUGUCUCAAAGUUUUGUACGAGUGUUAAUCAGGCUUUUUGACCAUUCUUGGGUUUGUUUCUGUUGGAAAAAAAAUGCACAAAAUUUUGCCAAUUUAAUGUCAAUUUACAUGACAAGUACUCUUCCUGAUCUACCCUAUUAUGCAUGGAUAUCAGGAUAUAAGUAAAGUACACUGCAUGACAAAGUUUUGUUGUUUUACUUAGGAUUUGUAUUUUAACAUUGACAUUGUUAAAGUGAAAUGAGUAGUCGGAUGAUGAAAAUCCCAGUCUUUUUCUUAAAGUGCACUUCAUCUCAGUUGAUUACUGUUCAAUCAUAAUUUUUGCAUUUAUUUGGCAUUCCAUGUGAAUCUCUUACCCUUAUUUGAAAUCUUAUGUUAGCCAAAGUCCAAGGCACUUUAUUUUAUCUUGUUUUGUGUUUUAGGUACAGGAAAAAAUAGUACUGUGCUGUCAUUAUUUAUUUUUUUAUUUUAAAAUUUCAAUUUUGAGCAAUACAUACAUUUGAGUUUUAGAAGAAGUUGACGUAGAGAGCACAUUUGUACUCAUGUGUGUACAAAUAGUAGGAAGCAACAGAGCUAGCAUCUACAAACUACUUCCCCCAAAAUCACUCUUCUAAAGAUUGUGAUCUUCCUUUCUCUGCUUAAUUACUUAAUAAUUAUAAACUGAAGACACUUUUCUCUCAGUAAUACGCAUCUUAACAUUAUAAAUUAAAAAGAAAACACAAAAUAUUUUCUGUCAUACCUGUUACCAUUGUACAGGUAUUGCUCAAAUGUAAAGCUUUGUGAUUUUCUGUAGGUCGUACUUCAGAGGUGCCUGGUUUAGAGCAUCUCUUGAGAGAUUGUGUGAUAAAUCCCUCUGUUACUGUAACCUCUGAAAAUUUUGAACUUAGAUAUUUUUGUCUAUUUCCUGAACCAGAGUUUCCCUUAAUGUCCUCCUGAACAUUAUGGGAUUUAGCUAGAAUAGAAACUGUAAUCUUAGAAAUUUAAAAAAAAGUUAAAUUUUGUUUUCAUAUUGCCUCAAACUGAUGCUUAUUGAACAUUAAGGCCUUUAAUCUUAUGUGAAGUAUUAUGUGUAAGAGCUUAAAGCUGUUGUCAUAGCUAAGCAAUUUCUUUUUCCUUUCUCUGUGAUAAAUGCUUGUACUGAGAGAUGAGGUAAUUGUACUUCUAAGUACACAGCCUUUAGGUUUCCUCAAGUUUGCCAAUGUGUUUUCAAGGGAGUCUUUAAUGCUCCCAGUUCAUAACUAAAAGUUUUUAAUGAAACACAAUUUUUUUAUGGUAAAGGAACAGUGUUUUUUGAACAAUUUUGUCGUAUUUUGCGGGUUUACAACUUUUACCAGUGGUUGUUUUUUUUUUUUACUUUACCUUUUGCCUCAUACAUUUGUUUUAGACAUAAGGGAAUAUUAGUAAUCUUCCUCAAUUCAUGUUCAAAUUAGGAAAUCUUUCAUAUGACUUAUUUAAAUGACUUUCUUACUGGUUUGGUAUGCUUGAGAAUGAUCAAUGUGUGAUGUUUUGUCAUGUUUUUUAUUCACUUGUGAAGACUAAACUGAGUCAAAUCUCUCAUCUAUUCUCCCUUGGCAUUAAGUGAAUUGAGACUAAAUUAAUAAAAUGAUCUUGUUCAAAUCUUA